AUGGAUACAGGUAUGAAGGCGUGGUGUCAAAAUCAAGAACACUUUCUUCCCAGGAAACAAUCAAAGGACAACUUAGACAGAUUCAUACCCAACAGAUCCGCCAUGGAUUUUGACUAUGCUCACUACGUUCUUACAGAAGGAAGAAGACAAGUUAAAGAUGAGGUAACUUCACCAUCAAGAAAAGCCUACAUGGAGCAAUUAGCUGAGACGAUGAAUCUGAAUAAAACAAGGAUUCUUGCUUUUAGAAACAAACCUCAAGCUCUGCUUUCUAGUAAUAAUAGCUCUGUUUCUUAUCUUCUUCACCAAAACCCUAGAUCCGUAAAGCCUCGUAGAUACAUUCCUCAGACUUGUGAGAGAACCUUGGACGCACCUGACAUAGUUGAUGACUUCUACCUUAACUUGUUGGACUGGGGCAGUGCUAAUGUCCUUGCCAUAGCUUUGGGACACACUGUUUACUUGUGGGAUGCUUCCAAGGGCUCUACAUCUGAGCUUGUGACCGUUGAUGAAGAGACCGGACCUGUCACGAGUAUUAACUGGGCGCAAGAUGGCUAUAAUCUCGCAGUUGGUCUUGAAAACUCUGAAGUGCAGCUGUGGGAUUCUAAAUCCAAACGUAAACUGAGAACAUUCAAAGGUGGUCACCAGUCAGGAGUAGGAUCAUUGGCAUGGAACAAUCACAUCUUAACUACUGGAGGUAUGGAUGGACGGGUCAUCAACAAUGAUGUGAGGAUCAGAUCAUCCAUUGUGGCAACUUACGUGGGUCACACGCAAGAUGUUUGUGGUCUUAAGUGGUCAGGAUCAGGACAGCAACUAGCAAGUGGUGGUAACGACAAUGUGGUACACGUAUGGGAUCAUUCUGUGGUUUCCUCAAACUCAACUAGACAAUGGCUGCAUAGGUUUGAGGAACACACAUCUGCUGUGAAAGCUCUUGCGUGGUGCCCUUUCCAAUCGAGUUUGCUUGCAACUGGUGGUGGUGUAGGAGAUAUGAGUAUUAAGUUCUGGAACACACACACUGGUGCUUGCUUGAAUUCAGUAGGCACCGGCUCCCAAGUUUGUUCAUUGUUAUGGAGUCAAAAUGAAAGAGAGUUGCUUAGCUCACAUGGGUUUACACAGAAUCAGCUUACACUUUGGAAGUACCCAUCCAUGGUGAAAAUGGCUGAACUCACUGGUCAUACGUCACGAGUUCUGCAUAUGGCACAGAGUCCGGAUGGUUGUACAGUUGCUUCAGCAGCAGCAGACGAGACUCUUAGGCUUUGGAAUGUUUUUGGAGUACCAGGGACCGUCAAGAAAGCUGUUCCAAAGGUAGCUCCAGAGCCAUUUUCUAAUUUGAAUUGUAUUCGUUGA
This is a messenger RNA of Capsella rubella, 1341 nucleotides long. RefSeq names its product cell division cycle 20.1, cofactor of APC complex. Gene Ontology annotation, molecular function: anaphase-promoting complex binding; ubiquitin ligase activator activity; protein binding. Gene Ontology annotation, cellular component: anaphase-promoting complex. The transcript has a single exon. The record is from RefSeq and is a predicted model, not a curated record. Bases 1 to 1341 code for a protein of 446 amino acids. NCBI's taxonomy places the organism in Eukaryota, Viridiplantae, Streptophyta, Magnoliopsida, Brassicales, Brassicaceae. Gene Ontology annotation, biological process: anaphase-promoting complex-dependent catabolic process; positive regulation of anaphase-promoting complex-dependent catabolic process; positive regulation of ubiquitin protein ligase activity.